Molecule: messenger RNA, 5358 nt
Organism: Athene cunicularia (burrowing owl)
Lineage: Eukaryota; Metazoa; Chordata; Aves; Strigiformes; Strigidae
Gene: SIDT1
Product: SID1 transmembrane family member 1
Exons: 26
Coding region: 282-2336 (684 amino acids)
Cellular component (GO): membrane
Source: RefSeq, a predicted model, not a curated record
UCAGCGCGGAGCGGGUCUACGCCUUCGCCUACAGCAGCGAGCCCGGGCAGGUAGAUGCUGUGCGGGUAUAUGUGAACAGCAGCUCUGAGAACCUCCAAUAUCCAGUGCUGUUUGUAGUUCGCCAACAGAAGGGAGUGCUGUCGUGGCAGGUCCCGCUCAUUUUUCGAGGCCUCUAUCAGAGGACCUACAAUUACCAAGAAGUGAGUCGGACCCUCUGUCCCUCUGAGCCAACACCUGAGACAGGACCCUCUGACCAAAUUAUAUUUGUGGACGUCGCUUCCAUGGCACCAUUUAAUAUUGCGUAUGAGCUGCUAGUCACCAGGCUCGAGAACUUCCAACUUGAGACCAACAAAGCCUUUAACUUCACUGCCAGUCCUUCCCAGCCCCAGUAUUUUCUGUACAAAUUUCCUCAGGAUGUCGAUUCAGUCAUUAUUAAGGUGGUGUCUGAUGCAGUCUACCCAUGCUCAGUUGUCUCCGUCCAGGAUAUUGUGUGCCCAGUCUAUGACCUGGACCAUAAUGUGGAGUUCAACGGUGUUUACCAGUCUAUGACUAAGCAGGCAGCCAUAACGGUGCAGAGAAAGGACUUCCCAGGUGAACAGUUCUUCGUUGUGUUUGUCAUCAAGCCGGAGGAUUAUGCCUGUGGGGGUUCUGUGCCUUCUUCCAUUCAUGGGAAUGUCAACCGUACCUGGAACCUUCAGCGGACGAAGAACCUUCAAGUGACAAUUGUGCCCUCUAUUAAAAAAUCCAUUUAUGUCCAGGCCAUGUUCUUCAGCUUCCUGAGUUUCCUCUCCUUUUACCUGGGCUCGGUGGUUGUUGCUUUUGUGCACUACAUCAGGGUUCGGAGGAAGGCUUCGGCUGGGAGACUGAGUCCUGAGGAUGGAUCUGGGAUAAUGACAUCUUCGCAUCCAAUCACAGCCAGCACUCCUGAGGGAAGCAGCUAUGGUGCUAUUGACGAGUCAAGCUCCAGCGGUGGACGGCAGUUGUCCUCCCCGGGGUGUGGGCUGCCAGCUGGUUCUGACACAGACAGCUCUGUGGAGGAGGAGAGUGACUUUGACACCAUGCCAGAAAUUGAAAGUGAUAAGAAUGUCAUCCGCACUAAGGUAUUUCUCUAUCUAUCAGACUUGUCCAGGAAGGACCGAAGGAUUGUCAGCAAAAAAUACAAAAUUUAUUUCUGGAACAUCAUCACCAUUGCAGUGUUUUAUGCCCUGCCAGUCAUCCAGCUCGUCAUCACUUACCAGACGGUAGUGAAUGUGACGGGCAAUCAGGACAUCUGCUACUACAACUUUCUGUGUGCUCAUCCCCUUGGGGUGCUGAGUGCCUUCAACAACAUCCUCAGCAACAUGGGCCACAUGCUGCUGGGCUUUCUCUUCCUCCUCAUUGUGUUGCGCAGGGACAUUCUCCACCGUCGGGCCAUGGAGAUGAAAGAUAUCUAUACCCUGGACUAUGGGAUCCCAAAGCAUUUUGGUCUCUUUUAUGCUAUGGGCAUCGCUCUGAUGAUGGAAGGGGUGCUCAGUGCCUGUUAUCAUGUCUGCCCUAAUUACUCCAAUUUCCAGUUUGACACCUCCUUCAUGUACAUGAUCGCAGGGCUGUGCAUGCUCAAGCUCUACCAGACCCGCCACCCGGACAUCAAUGCCAGUGCCUACUCUGCCUAUGCCUCGUUUGCUGUGGUGAUCUGUCUGGCCGUCCUUGGAGUGGUGUUUGGGAAAAACGACAUGUGGUUUUGGGUCAUUUUCUCAAUGAUCCAUGUUCUGGCCUCACUGGCUCUCAGCACCCAGAUCUACUACAUGGGCCGCUUCAAGAUCGAUGGCCCUGACUCAGACUUGGGGAUAUUUCGACGGGCAGCGAUGGUGCUGUAUACAGACUGUAUCCAGCAGUGCAGUCGACCGAUGUACAUGGACAGGAUGGUGCUGCUCAUUGUUGGAAACCUGGUCAACUGGUCCUUUGCUAUCUUUGGACUGCUGUAUCGGCCCAGAGACUUCGCAUCCUACAUACUGGGAAUCUUUAUCUGUAACCUGUUGCUGUACCUGGCUUUCUACAUCAUCAUGAAGCUCCGCAGCUCUGAGAAGCUCCUGCCCAUCCCUCUGUUCUGCAUCGUGGCCACGGCAGUGGUGUGGGCAGCUGCCCUCUACUUCUUCUUCCAGACCCUCAGCAGCUGGGAGGAGACUCCAGCAGAGUCCCGGGAGAAGAACAGGCCAUGCAUCCUGCUGGGCUUCUUCGAUGACCAUGAUGUCUGGCACUUCCUCUCUGCAGCUGCCUUGUUCUUCUCCUUUCUGGUCCUGCUGACCCUGGAUGAUGACCUGGACACGGUGCGCAGGGACAAGAUCCCAGUGUUCUGAGUCCCCAGGGGAUGGGGGCGCAGGGACGUCCCAAACUGCUCAGCCAAAGACACUGGGUCACCGGCAUCUGUGGGGAAUGAGUCUGCUUCUGUGGCUGACAACCCCGUGGGAGCAGGGGUCCCACAGCAAGCACGAAGCAGUGCUGUGGUAACUGAGGGUGGGACCGGGAGGGAAGAUGACAUUUGGUCCUUUCCCACUGCAUCCUCUGGGGGCAGAUAUGACCCAGCGCUGAGGCCGGCGCACAGCCCUCUGGCUUGUAGGUGCAGCGGGUGCUGGAGCCAGUGAAGAGGGAGAAAACGUAAGGGGUGUUUGGGACCUUUUCUUCCCUUCCUCUCUGCUGAUGUGCUCCAUUUCCUCUCCGGUGAGUGGGCUUGACAUGUACAAUGCAGCUUCUCCUGCAUUAGCAGCCAAUGUCUGUAUCCUGGGGGCUGCUGCCCUCGGAGAGUCCCUUCGGCAGCACGGGGAGAGUGUUGGGUUCCUGUCCUGCAGUCACCAAGGGAGCAAAGGACUCCAAGCUGAGGUGGUAUUGGAGGACUGUUUUCUUUGGGUUUUUUUGUUGUUGUUGGAGAGGCUCCUCCUACAGCUGGUGAGGAGCCACAGUAACAAGAGACUGCAGCAUUGGAGGGAGAUGGUGGAGCAGAGCUGCCAGAGCGCUCUGCCAGAGACAGAACUUCCCGCCUUGCUCUUGCAGCCUCUCCCACUCACAUUGAACAGCCUCACUUCUCUCUGGCAGCCCCUACGCAGGCACUUGUCAGUGUGAUGGUCUCCUUCACAGCACCACGAGUACUGUCCUCAAGCCACCCUAAGAGAGAUGGUGUGGUGAAGCUGCAGAUUUACACGCUGGGCAGCUCCUUGGCUCCUGCAGCGUGGCCUUGCCGAGGGGCAAGGUGGAACAGAGAGGCUGUUUGGUGGCCUCAGACUUUUCUCCUCCCACAAGCUUGACUUGGGCAGACUUGUCAAAGCACAGGUUCCCUUACAGGCUGGGAGUGUGGAGGAGAUUUUGGGGCAGCUGGGGUCGAGCUCUCUAGCUAAAGAUCUGGACCAAACUUCUUUCCUCUCCAACUUCUCUGCGUCUGAAAUAAGUUUGUUUGUUUUUUUUUUUUUUAAAUGGCUUCUGCAUUCUUCCUGAAUUCUUAGUAAUUUAAAAACAAGAAUAAGGUGUGAAUUAAUUCAGGCCUUGCAUCUAAAAUGUGACCUGUUUUGCUAAUUCUGAAUUAAAAAGUAUUCUUUGAGGCCUGCUGUCCUUAUUCUUGCCAUUGUCUGAGCAUUUUUCCUUUGGUGUAUGUGCAUGCAUGCAGUGAUGCAAAGGCUCCAUUCCCCUUGUGCUUACCAAAGCAGAAGACUAUGGUAGUUUUCCACACGGAGAAGUCUGUAUCUCCCAGACAGGUUUUGCACUAGUUGAUUUUUUUUUUUUUUUUUUUUCCUAAGUUGGAGUUUGUUGAGACAGUCAAUAAAAUGAAUGUUUUUGGUUCCCUGCUCUGCAGGUUGAUCUGAAUUCCUUCUGCUUCAGUUCUCAGGAGCAGCAAAGAGAACACUUGGGUCAGAGGGGUGCCCAGUGGUGUCACACAGCUGCUGUCAUCCUUAGGACCCUUGAAAAGUUUCCUUAAGCAUAGGUGCAGAUGACCUGCUUGUUUUCUUAAUCAAAUUGCCUUUGUGAGGCUAAAUAAAGAACAGACGCUCUUGCUUGUCCCUGUAGCCCCUUCAGCAGAGUGAGGAGAGGGCCAGAGGAGGAAUGACAUGAGGCUGCUGGCUGUUAAUCUUCCUGAUCAAAGCUGCCCAGCUUCAGUGAUGUAGCUGCAUUUCAGCUGCCAGAACAUGCAGAAGGUAGUGGUGGUCCCUGUGUGCUGUGUUGUAUUACAGUGCUUUGGGCUUGACUUGCAGGUUUAUCACGCAAAUGGAGGUGUGAAUGUUUCAUGUUUGAAAUAGGGGUUGGUUUCUCAGGCUUGUGGCAAAGCACGAGCUUCUCUUAAUAGUGACAGCACAGGCGGCAGGGAAGGAGAUGACACUUGCUUUUUUCUGAGACGCACCAGCAGAGGGGUAUCAAGCUGAGGAUAGUCCAUGUUUUCCAUUCAGCCACGCUGCAGUCUUGCCAUAUGUUCUUGGUGUGUCUAAAAUGGCAGAAUCCAAUAUUAGCUACAUAGGCUUGCCCGUAGCUUCCUUUUUCUUCCCGUAAGAAAAGACUGCCAGGAAGUCUGGGGCACAAAAGAAACCCCAAAUCCUUAUUGCUGAGUGCAGCAAGGCUGAGCCACCCCACAUUAGGGACUCCUGGUGAGGCUGUGGCACUCUGUCUUGCCCAGCAUGGUUAUGAGUGUGCUGUGCAGACAGAGCCAUCUGGGUUUCUCUAUUCGGAGGUGUACAGAUGUUUGACCUGGCAGCUUUUUUGCAACAUGCGCUCUGUGCUGUCCUGUUCCCCUCCCUGCAAAUGGAAGGGCUGCUGUAGGAGCCUGAGCGCUGCACUUCCAGUUCUCUGAUUAGUGAAACCAAAAUUUGUUGUGAUAAUAUCUGAGGUGCUUUUCGGAGCCCUACUUGGAGGGAAGGCGGUAAUACGCAGUGAUAGCCCUGCUGCCAGCACCAUCCAUUCCCUCCCUUCUCUCUGCCUCUCUGGUCCCAGCCCAGCAGCAGGAGCAGAGGUCUGAGGCCUGGUUGUGUGGUGCCACCUGGAAGCUGCAUGAAGAGCUGCAGCGGUAGAUCUGUUGGAACAUGAGGUGCUUGUGUGACAGUUACAUCAUUUGCUGCUGUGGUGAGCUGGGGAGCAAGUGAGGUGAUUUGCGGCCAGGACCAGGGGCAGUAGCAGUGGAAGAAGGUGAGAAAAUUUUCUCAUGGAGUCCUCACCACAGGCCUUGCAGGAACAGUUUCUUGCUCUAACAAACGCCUGGAAAAGUUCAGGUCGAGCCCUGUGUGUGCAGGGUGGGUUACAAGGCUUUAUGUGGGGAGGGGCCUGCCAGACAGCAGUGCUGUGGUGGGCAGGAUAAAUCCCUGGGUGCUGGGGCCAUGUGGGGGUUUGAGGGAAAGGCUGUGGAUG